AUAAUAAUAAGAAGAAGACCCUGGUGCGUUCGUGAAUGAAUGCUUGGCAGUGUUUGAAUAUUUUAUUGACCCUGCCGGCUAGUUCUGUUAUAUAUUGCAUGGUAUAAUAAUAAUCAUCUUUUACAUAAGUAAAAUAUAUAUAACAAAAUGGCAGGAAGUGCUGGAGAGUGGUGUCUCAUGGAAAGUGACCCUGGAGUUUUCACAGAACUGAUAAAAGGCUUCGGAUGCAAAGGAGCACAAGUUGAAGAGAUAUGGAGCAUGGAGCCAGAGAACUUUCAAAAUCUCAAACCAGUUCAUGGCUUAAUAUUUCUCUUCAAAUGGCAACCUGGUGAGGAGCCAGCUGGCUCCAUUGUUCAGGACUCUAGACUCGACCAGAUCUUUUUUGCUAAGCAGGUCAUCAACAAUGCCUGUGCGACCCAAGCAAUAGUCAGCGUGCUAUUGAACUGCUCUCAUCCUGACAUGCACCUUGGUGAAACACUGACUGAGUUCCGAGAGUUCUCGCAAAGUUUUGAUGCUGCAAUGAAAGGUCUUGCUCUCAGUAACUCUGAAGUAAUUCGACAAGUUCACAACAGCUUUGCCAGGCAGCAGAUGUUUGAGUUUGAUGCGAAAUCAUCAGCAAAAGAUGAAGAUGCUUUUCAUUUUGUGAGCUAUGUGCCUGUGAAUGGUAGACUCUAUGAAUUAGAUGGACUUCGUGAAGGACCUAUUGACCUCGGCACGUGCAACCAAGAAGACUGGAUCAAUGCAGUUCGGCCAGUAAUUGAGAAAAGAAUACAAAAAUACAGUGAGGGAGAAAUCCGUUUCAACUUAAUGGCCAUCGUAUCUGAUCGCAAGAUGAUUUAUGAGCGUAAAAUUGCAGAGCUACAGGCUCACCUAACAGAGGAAGAGCCAAUGGAUACAGACCAAAGUACUAAUCUUCUGAGUUCCAUCCAGUCAGAGAUCGCCAAGUACCAGCUCCUGAUUGAUGAGGAGAACCAGAAAUUAAAGAAAUAUAAAAUUGAAAACAUUAGAAGAAAGCACAACUACCUACCCUUCAUCAUGGAAUUACUGAAGACUCUUGCUGAAUAUCAACAACUGAUGCCAUUGGUUGAAAAGGCUAAAGAAAAGCAAAGCGCCAAAAAGAUUCAAGAAGCAAAGUAGUAACAACACACUUUCCAGUACUUUGUGUAAUUUCCCACAAUAUCUUUCAAUGUACUUUUGCCAUCUGUAAUAAUAAUAAUAAUAAUAAUAAUAAUAAUAAUAAUGACACCUACAAACUGAACUAAAGUGUGGUGCUUGCUGUGAUGUUCAUAAGACUUCAUGUUUGCAUGCAAAAUUGUUUAAAUAAACAUGUCUUAUUUUCA
Ictalurus punctatus (channel catfish) is the source of this 1340-nucleotide messenger RNA. It is a transcript of the gene uchl5, whose product is annotated as ubiquitin carboxyl-terminal hydrolase L5. Gene Ontology annotation, molecular function: proteasome binding; cysteine-type deubiquitinase activity. Gene Ontology annotation, cellular component: Ino80 complex; cytoplasm. The record is from RefSeq and is marked provisional. Gene Ontology annotation, biological process: protein deubiquitination; ubiquitin-dependent protein catabolic process. Lineage: Eukaryota; Metazoa; Chordata; Actinopteri; Siluriformes; Ictaluridae.